Molecule: messenger RNA, 1056 nt
Organism: Odobenus rosmarus divergens (Pacific walrus)
Lineage: Eukaryota; Metazoa; Chordata; Mammalia; Carnivora; Odobenidae
Gene: MEDAG
Product: mesenteric estrogen-dependent adipogenesis
Exons: 5
Coding region: 63-974 (303 amino acids)
Cellular component (GO): cytoplasm
Source: RefSeq, a predicted model, not a curated record
GCGGGCGGGCACCUGACGCCGGAGGCAGGCGCGCGAGGCCCUGGGCAACCGCGGGCGGGGGCAUGGCGGAGGUGGCGCGCGCGCCGGCCGCCCGGCCGAGCCUGACCUCCAUCUCGUCGGGGGAGCUGCGCAGCCUGUGGACGUGCGACUGCGAGCUGGCCCUGCUGCCGCUGGCCCAGCUGCUGCGCCUGCAGCCCGGCGCCUUCCAGCUGCGCGGCGACCAGCUCGUGGUGUCCGGCCCCGGGGGACCGGCGGCGGUGCGCGGCGGCUUCAACGUCUUCGGCGACGGCCGCGUGCGCCUCGACGGGCAGCUCUACCGCCUCAGCAGCUACAUCAAGAGAUAUGUGGAACUGACCAACUACUGCGAUUAUAAAGACUACAGGGAAACUAUACUGAGCAAACCAAUGCUGUUCUUUGUUAAUGUACAGACCAAAAAAGACACCUCCAAAGAAAGAACAUACGCAUUUCUUGUGAACACAAGGCACCCCAAAAUAAGAAGACAGAUAGAGCAAGGGAUGGACAUGGUCAUCUCCUCAGUGAUUGGAGAAAGCUACCAGCUUCAGUUUGACUUUCAAGAAGCAGUAAAAAAUUUUUUCCCUCCAGGAAAUGAGGUGGUUAACAGAGAAAAUUUGAGCUUUGUGUAUGAAUUCAAAGCUGAUGCAUUAUUUGAUUUCUUCUAUUGGUUUGGGCUCAGCAAUUCCACUGUAAAGGUGAAAGGAAAAGUUCUGAAUUUGUCAAGUACAAGUCCAGAAAAGAAGGAGACAAUUAAAUUAUUUCUGGAAAAAAUGAGUGAACCUUUAAUCCAAAGGAGCAGUUUCUCUGACCGAAAAUUCAGUGUAACUUCCAGAGGUUCAUUAGAUGAAGUUUUCAACUGCAAUCGGUCACCCAGAUCAUCUCUGACUGAGGUUCUUUUGGCAGAAUUGCCGUUUCCAAGCGUUCUGGAAUCUGAAGAGACACCCGACCAAUUUAUCUGAUUGGAUUGAACAUGUUGUGGUCACUGCUAUCUGCCAGGCAGGCCUGUUGGAGGACAGAAGGCUGAGGGGAGGCGAGAGGUGG